Messenger RNA from Euleptes europaea (tarantolino), 1325 nucleotides. It is a transcript of the gene DDI2, whose product is annotated as DNA damage inducible 1 homolog 2. Gene Ontology annotation, molecular function: protein binding; aspartic-type endopeptidase activity. The record is from RefSeq and is a predicted model, not a curated record. The transcript is spliced from 10 exons. Gene Ontology annotation, biological process: proteolysis. Bases 1 to 1206 code for a protein of 401 amino acids. NCBI's taxonomy places the organism in Eukaryota, Metazoa, Chordata, Lepidosauria, Squamata, Sphaerodactylidae.
AUGCUGCUGACGGUCUUCUGCCUGCGGCGGGACCGCUCGGAGCUGACCUUCUCGCUGCAGGUGGACGCCGACUUCGAGCUGCAGAACUUCCGCGCCCUGUGCGAGCUCGAGUCCGGCAUCCCCGCCGCAGAGAGCCAGAUUGUCUAUGCAGAGGUGCCUCUAACUGACAACCACAGAUCAUUGGCUUCCUAUGGCUUGAAAGAUGGCGACGUGGUGAUAUUGCAGCAAGUGGAGAAUGCAGAGAGGCGGCCUGGGGCUCCCUUCCCUGGCUUGCCCCGGAUAGACUUCAGCAGCAUCGCGGUGCCCGGGACAUCCGCCCAAGCAGCCCAGCGGCCCCCACAGCAGCCUGCACCGCCCCCGCGCGCAUCUCCCCCUGAAGUCCCCCCUGCCCCCCAGGGCUUGGACAACCCAGCUCUCUUGCGGGACAUGCUGCUCUCCAACCCGCAUGAGCUCUCCCUGCUGAAGGAGCGCAACCCACCCCUGGCAGAGGCCCUGCUGAGUGGAGACCUCGAGAAGUUCACCCGGGUCUUGGUGGAGCAACAGCAGGAUCGAGCACGCCGGGAGCAGGAGAGGAUCCGUCUUUUCUCCGCUGACCCUUUUGAUCUAGAGGCUCAGGCAAAGAUUGAAGAGGACAUCAGGCAGCAAAACAUAGAGGAGAACAUGACGAUCGCCAUGGAGGAGGCCCCCGAGAGCUUCGGCCAGGUGGUGAUGCUCUACAUCAACUGCAGGGUGAACGGCCACCCCGUGAAGGCCUUCGUGGACUCGGGGGCUCAGAUGACCAUUAUGAGCCAAGCGUGCGCCGAAAGGUGCAACAUCAUGAGGCUGGUGGAUCGGCGGUGGGCGGGCAUUGCAAAAGGCGUGGGCACUCAGAAGAUCAUUGGCAGGGUGCAUCUAGCUCAGGUGCAGAUUGAAGGGGAUUUCCUGCCAUGUUCUUUCUCCAUCCUGGAGGAGCAGCCCAUGGAUAUGCUUCUUGGGCUGGAUAUGCUGAAGAGACAUCAGUGCUCCAUUGACCUCAAAAAGAACGUCUUGGUGAUCGGCACCACGGGUUCACAGACGACCUUCCUGCCGGAGGGGGAGCUCCCCGAGUGUGCGAGGCUGGCUUAUGGGGCUGGCCGCGAGGAUGUCAGGCCAGAAGAGAUUGCAGACCACGAACUGGCAGAGGCCAUCCAAAAAUCCGUCGAGGAAGCAGAGCACCAGAAGCCUUGAUGCAUGUAGUGUGGGCUUGCUGCUGCUGGAGUGGGCCACAGACCAGAGAAUACUGACAAAGAAACUACCUCAUCAGAACUGUCUUUGUUACCGAGUUCGGAUGGAUUUCAACGUCCCGU